This is a messenger RNA of Amphimedon queenslandica, 4660 nucleotides long. RefSeq lists its product as uncharacterized. Gene Ontology annotation, molecular function: histone H3K9 demethylase activity; chromatin DNA binding; transcription coregulator activity. Gene Ontology annotation, biological process: regulation of transcription by RNA polymerase II. The record is from RefSeq and is a predicted model, not a curated record. Gene Ontology annotation, cellular component: histone deacetylase complex; chromatin. Lineage: Eukaryota; Metazoa; Porifera; Demospongiae; Haplosclerida; Niphatidae. The coding region runs from base 81 to 4328 and encodes 1415 amino acids. The transcript has 32 exons.
CCUCCUCUUCACAUGUAGAAAGAGGUCCGUCUUCUCCUCCUUGUGUCCAGUGCCCAGUCUGUCUCUCUACCUCCUCCCUCAUGAGUCUGGUAGGUUUAAACUGUCUCUUGGUCUCCUCUGAUGGAGGGACCAUCUCCCUCGCUUCAAUACGAGCCUCAACUCAACCCCUUCAGCGCUCAUCUGAUCUCAGCCAGGCUAAGGUCCUUAUAGAGUAUUUGGAAGGGCUCAAGACUGGACAGAGAGAAUGGCUCACCCUCACAGAUUAUUCCUCUGUCUCUGCUGUCUAUAUCGAAGACCAGUUGGUCUGGGCUAGGCGUGUCUUACCUACAGAAACGGACUCCAAUAAUCCUGUGGCCUGGCCCGCUAAGGCCUAUUCUCUCCUGUGUGGUGGUUUGGGUGUCUCUAGGACUACCGUGCUUGUUGAGUAUUUCUGUGACCAGGAGAGGAGCUAUCUCCAAUUAUCCGAUACAAAGCAAUUGAAUCUAAUUGAGGCCAAAGGGACUUUAUCGCAGCAUACCCAGAUGCUAAAUGAGCUAACAGAUUGGGAGGGCAAGCAGCAUAAUAGAGAUGCCUUGCUAUUUGGUAGCGGUAAUUUGUCUGGACAAAGGGUGAGGAUCUGCAGUGUUCAACAACACUUGUCAUGGAUUACUGGAACUGUUAUGAGCCACAAUUUGCAAACAAGAGAACUAACAGUUGAAGAUGUACACCACAUGGUCCAUACUGUUAAUCCUUAUCUUGUGGAGGUUAUAUUAAUGUCCAUACCUCCCCCAGCACCUCCUCAAGUCCAACAGGUGUCCACUACUGGCACUGCCUGGUAUCCUGAUAAUUUACUGCUCCCAAAUUCAUCCCAGACCCCUCUACAGCACCCUGGGGGCUACUACGGGAACAACCAUGCCCCCCGGGGGCCAGUCACUCACAAUCUCUCCCUCAUGCAGUCGGAGCCGGCUCUUCAUGUCCCACAACAUUUUGACACGCCUCCUCCUCAUCACUUAGGAGGGAGCGUCAGUCACCACCCGUACACCCCCAGCGGCUCUUAUUCUAAUAUUGCUAUGAAUUCUCCUCUUGGUCCUCCUUCUCAACCGCCCACACACUUCUCUAAUUAUCUGGACCCGCUCUAUCGUCACGAGAGAUCAAAGAGUCUCGGAAACCUUAGGCUCUUGUCUCAGACACAGAGAGAUUUAGCUAAUAGACGUAGGAGCCAUGCUGUACCAUUGACUGGUGGAAGAGGACCAAAGAGAACUAGGUUUGCUGAGAAUACUCUAUUGCCUCCAAUACCCCAGCAGGAGGAACCCUGUGAUUUCCCUCCCAACAGAACCCUCUCCCGAAGCAUAUCACAGCCUUCUUUAUUCCUCAAGCCUCAGUCCUCCGUUAAACAGGACAGCAGUGUCAAUGAGACUGAAGAGGAUGACCUUGAUCUCAUACAGUCGAUAAUAUCCCGCGAGACGUCCAUCACAGACUCUCCUCCUCCUUCCAAUAACCUCCAAUCCCAGUUGAUCCGUUCUCACUCCUUGUCGCACAUACCCCACGAGUUGGGAUCCCUUCCCUCCCUCCAUCAUGCUUCAUCGCUCCAUGUCCUCCAUGAGAACUACACCAGCACUCCUGACGUUACCAUGGGGCUCGGGAGUCCUCCUCCUUAUGUUCAUAAUGCUAUUGGUCCUCCUAAUAAGCUCCCAGUGGGUCACCAUCCUGACUAUCAGGACCACAAGCCUAACAUAUUUGAUGGACUCUCCGAGGACGGUCUCCUCUCCGCUCUCAAUAUCCCGUACGUUAACGAGGGGGUGGAGUCGCAGCAUCCUCCGGUACCGGUACAUGUUGCAUCAUCUCCUCGUAUUGUGUCGCCUUGUUCGGAAACUGAGGAGUCUCUGAAGUUGGAUCAAGGAAGUGAAAUCAACAUAGACUGUAUUGUGAACCAGCACAUGGGGGAAGAGGACGAAGCCUCAAAACCCCAACUUACCUUCUCCUCGUCCCUCACUGACAUUCACUCUGAAGUCAACAGACGUGGCUCCGGAGAAAAAACACGAAUCAGUAACCGCGAGGUUGUCAUCCACAUGGGGAGCCAGGGAAAGAGAGGGCGGGGCCGGCCACGCCUUACUGACGAUGAAAAACAACGCAGGAAAGAGUUAAGAGAAAUGGGAUUGAUCAAGAGAAGCAAAAGAAGAACUAAGGAAGAGGUCCUCCAGUGGAAAGCUGAUAAAGUCCGUACUCCUGCUAAAAGAGGCCGCAAGCCUGGGACCGGUAAGAAGAACAUGAUCAAAGGAGUCACUGGGAAGAUCAUCCUCGUCACUGUGGACCUCAGCCGAUAUGAGAAUGGAAGCAUUUUCUUUCAGAAUGGUUUCUGUCAGGCGUAUCACGGUAUAUCACGUUGUAUUGAGUGUUCUAAUGUAUCAGGAGACUAUCCAUCAUCAAGAUACUGCCGGUUCUUAGAGUUUAGGAAGCUAAGAGUGAUCAAUAAAGAUGAAGGUAGUUUGUAUGUUGAAGGUUUUGCUACUUUUAGUGAUGCAAAAGCAGAGGAUCUGGUACCCUGGACUCCACUAAAGACUGGUUAUAGUGGAUUGAACACACACACUGGGUUAUACGUACUAUCAAGGAUUGUCAAGAACUUUAUUGCAAUCAUUGCAGAGGAAGCCAGAACCAUAUCCGACACUGACACUUUCCCUAUAUGGAAGUGUGCUGUGAAAGGUGUGAGGGAGUUAUGUGACACAUGUGACACUACGAUAUUUAAUCUCCACUGGGUCUGUCAGCACUGUGGUUUCUCAAUAUGUCCUGCUUGUUUCCAAGUGGCUUGUAUAUCACACAAUGGUUCUGAGGCUAUGAGCUCAUGGCAGACUCCCUGGCCAUUAUGUACUGUUAAUCAAGUAUCACACACUCCAUAUCAGCUAUUGCUCUCUCAGAUUAUUCCUGGAAAUGUUUUGUCUGAUGUUCUCUGUCAGUUAUUUCAGAUUUGUCGCAGUAACAGUAUCUCUAUAGCAACUCCUCCCCCUGUCUCCAGACUCCUCUCUUUAUUAAGCAAAUUAACAGUCAGCACUCAAGAACAACCCAGGAAACCCUUUAGUGUUGAUGCUAUUAAGACGAUCGGUGAGCCUUCCUCCUCCUCCUCCCCCGCUGCCUCCUCUUCCCUGGACCGUCCUUCAGUACUUGAGCCCAUACUGGAGCUACCUCACUCCUGCAGCAAUGACACUGACGACUUCAGUCUGCCACCUAAAAUUGAUGCUCCACACUUGUGGCUAUGCGAUGGUGACAUACUAUAUCUUCUUGAUGCCACCCACCUUAGCAACAUAACCGCCUUCCAGUGGGCAUGGCACAGGAGUAGGCCAGUGGUGGUAGCAGGUAUUGAUAAGUAUCUUAAUAAAGAGAUAUGGACUCCUAACUCAUUCCUACAGGACUUUGGUGAGGAGCCGGCUGACCUGGUGGACUGUAGGACUGGACUGAUAAUGCCACAAGUGCCUAGUAAAGCGUUUUGGGGCGGAUUUGAUGACAUACACUGCCGUUUGCAAGAUCCUGUUAGUAACUGUCCUCGUUUAUUGAAACUCAAAGACUGGCCGACUGGGGAAGAUUUCUCUGACAAAUUACCACAAAGGUUUCAUGAUUUGGUACAAGCACUGCCAUUGCCUGAUUAUACAAGGAGGGAUGGUAAACUGAACCUCACCUCAAGUCUUCCUGACUUCUUUGUCAAACCUGACCUCGGACCAAAGAUGUACAAUGCUUAUGGAACAAGUACAUUGGCCGGUUGUGGUACCACUAAUCUUCACCUUGAUGUCUCUGAUGCUGUUAAUGUGAUGGUCUAUUGUACUGAUACUGACAAACCCAAUGAGAAAGAUGAACUAUAUGAAACUGUUGAGAGGGAGACAUGCCAGGCAACUGUUGGCUUUCUUAAACAAUCAAAAGAAAUUGGAGCUUUGUGGCACAUAUAUCCGCCAUCAGACAGCGAUAAAAUAAGACAGUUCUUGAGGAAAGUAAUGGAAAGAAGAGGAAUGUCAUCAUCUAAACCUGGCUCCGAUCCUAUCCAUGAUCAGCUGAUAUAUAUGGAUGCUGAGAUUAGACAGAAGCUUUGGGAAGAGGAAGGAGUGAAAGGUUGGACUAUAGCUCAAUGCAAAGGAGAUGCCAUCUUUAUACCAGCAGGAGCCCCACAUCAAGUUCAAAAUCAUUGUAGUUGUAUCAAAAUUGCUGAAGAUUUUGUAUCUCCAGAACAUGUCAACCAGUGUGUACUCUUGACGGAAGAGUUUCGUCAGCUCUCAAGUUACCAUAGCAAUCAUGAGGAUAAAUUACAGAUUAAAAAUAUAUUAUAUCAUUCUGUGAAGGAUAUCGUUGGUCUGUUGAAAAAUUCUUAAAUCUUUACAAAAUGUAAGACUUAAAGACGAGAUGAAAUUUAUGUAGACUUUUUCUUACUUCCUUUUAUUGUCUCCUCUCUCUCUCUCUGAAGCCUUUUGAAAUGAACUUUGUAAAUAUUUUUGUGAUUACAGAACAAUUAAAUGUAAUGGUAAUGAUGAUUGACAAUAGUUAUAUUGUGGGCUCACAACCGUGGUCUAAACUAUCUACUAUCUAACAGUAUGAAAAGACAACAUCAGAACUUAUAUUCAUCUUCACAUAUCCACAUUUUAUGAAAACAUUUUGGGAUUUUGUUUUGUCAGCUCUUAUGUAUGUUACUGGGCUGAUUUCUUUA